AUGAAGUUCCAGCUUGCGCUUGCCCUGGCGGCCGCGCCUAUAGUAUCCGCUCACUAUUUCUUCCCCAAUUUCAUUGCCAACGGCAACUUCACCGAGUAUUUCGAAUACGUACGCGAGGAUACCCAGGGCUACAUGCCUUACAAGGGCGGCUACGACAGCACUGACUUCCGCUGCAAUGUUGGUUCACAGGAGUUUGCCAGCAAGACCGACGUCUACAAGGUCAAGGCCGGCGACACCAUUGGCUUCGGCACCGAUUUUGGCGCGUUGAUCGAGCAUCCCGGACCGAUGCAGGUCUACCUAUCCAAGGCGCCUGGGGACGUGAGCGACUAUGACGGGUCCGGCGACUGGUUCAAAAUAUAUGAGUUAGGCCCGACAUCGUUCGGCAGUGAUGGCAUCGAAUGGGGAGUUACAGGUAGAUCAAACUUCACUUUCACCCUGCCCAAGGAGACCCCUGCCGGUCAAUACUUGGUUCGCAUCGAGCAUAUUGCCCUACAUGGUGCCGGUGAGUGGGGUGGCGCGGAGCUCUACUUCAACUGCGCGCAGAUCGAAGUCGAGAGCGAUAGCACCGCUAUUCCCCAACCCGUUGUCAAGAUCCCGGGAGUUUAUGAUGGCUAUGAACCUGGUAUUCUCUUCUACAUGUAUCGCCCUUAUUGGACCAACUACACCAUGCCCGGGCCUCGCGUAUGGCCGGACGGUGGCUCGAAUGUGGUCAAGGCUGAUGGGGUUUCUGUCGCCCCGUCAGGCUCCUGGUCUGCAUCGGCUGUGACUGCCACUAACCGACGACAUCUUCAACGCCCGAGCCCAGCCUCCCGGCCAGCAGUCCUCUUACCUCCCCAACUUCCUGCAACCUUGAACCGGUUUACGUGA
Aspergillus pseudonomiae is the source of this 867-nucleotide messenger RNA. Its product is annotated as lytic polysaccharide monooxygenase auxiliary activity family 9 protein. The record is from RefSeq and is a predicted model, not a curated record. The transcript is spliced from 2 exons. NCBI's taxonomy places the organism in Eukaryota, Fungi, Ascomycota, Eurotiomycetes, Eurotiales, Aspergillaceae. Bases 1 to 867 code for a protein of 288 amino acids.